AUGGGCAAGGAGAAGGUAACUUGGAUGAAAGUAACGACGGAACCUCUUGAUAAGAGUAAGAAUUGCUCAAAAGUCAAGAAGGCUCUUUGUUGCUUGCCUCAAAUAAAAGACCAAAUGUUCGACGACAAGUCCAACACAGUCACGAUCAAAGUGGUUUGCUGCAGUCCCGAAAAAGUCAUGGAGGAACUCUGCAAGAAAGGAGGUGGAGCUAUAAAACUUAUCCAGACCAUUGACCCGCCUAAACCUGCGGCUGAAAAGCCCAAAGGAACUGAAAAGCCCAAAGAAGCUGAAAAGCCCAAAGAAGCAAAGCCCAAAGAAGCAGAGAAGUCCACACCAGCACCAGCCGGUCCGAGUUCUCAAACGAUGAUGUAUGGGUUUAAUCCGCCGAUGAGGGUGGCUGAGCCGGUAAUGUAUAAUGGGUCUUACAACGGUUGGGCCUAUCAUAAUGGGUAUCCCGAAAGGCCCGUUUACGAUAGCUACGGUGGGCCACCACCACCGCCGUACUACGGUGAAGAUGGAUCCUGCUCUAUUAUGUGA
Eutrema salsugineum is the source of this 537-nucleotide messenger RNA. RefSeq lists its product as uncharacterized. Bases 1 to 537 code for a protein of 178 amino acids. The record is from RefSeq and is a predicted model, not a curated record. Lineage: Eukaryota; Viridiplantae; Streptophyta; Magnoliopsida; Brassicales; Brassicaceae. The transcript is spliced from 3 exons.